AUGGACUCCCAGGACAACCACAACUCAGAGCAAAGUGCCAAUAAUCGAAGUUCUGAUACCGAAAGCUCGAAUAACCAAAGCAAUGAGAACAGUGCCGGAGACUCUAAUUACGAGACUCCGAACACAGACCCCCAACUCCUUAGCAGACAUGCUGAGGAAUCGGAAUACUACCGAAGCUUCCUCGAACAACUUCUGGACUUGGUUUUCAAUGAGGACCAAGAAACUGUAGCCCGAUUGGUCUCUAUUAUCCGUUCUGGUGCUUCUCAACAAGAGAUCCUUGCGGUGAUGUCUCAAGUACAGAACGGAAACACUGGCCACGUUGGAGAAAACGGCCUGAUGACUCUUGAUGAUCAAGCUAAGCACGGUGAAAACUGA
Aspergillus alliaceus is the source of this 375-nucleotide messenger RNA. RefSeq lists its product as uncharacterized. The record is from RefSeq and is a predicted model, not a curated record. The coding region runs from base 1 to 375 and encodes 124 amino acids. Lineage: Eukaryota; Fungi; Ascomycota; Eurotiomycetes; Eurotiales; Aspergillaceae. The transcript has 2 exons.